AUGGCGUUUCGCAAGCGCAACAUAGCACUGUCUCGCGCACCAGCAGGAGAAGACGCGUUGAAUUCGCCCUCUUCUCCUGCAGUAGCUCAACCUGUGCCAACGCCCCCAGGCGUGCGACCCUCACCCAUCGAUGGCCGCCCCACCACGUCCACCGGUACACCCUCGCUCGAUGGCAUUCUCGCAGGACAUGCUGGGCUAGCGCUGGGAAACUCCAUACUCAUAGGCGAGAGCGGAACGACUGACUAUGCCGGCGCAUUGCUCAGGUUUUAUGCAGCGGAAGGUGUGGUACAGGGGCACAAGGUGCAUGUAGUAGGCAUGGGUGAAGUGUGGGGCAGGGAAUUGCCUGGCAUAUCAGAAGACAAGUCGGACAAGAGGAGGGAAGGAAAGGAGCGAGCAGAGAAGAUGAAGAUCGCGUGGAGGUAUGAAGGCCUUGGACAAUUUGAGAGUGCUAGAGGCUCGCCCAAUCCGCAGAGAACAACGAACCAAGGCGACGCAGCAGAAGAGCAGACAAUCUUCUGCCAUACCUUUGAUCUGGCCAAACGUCUCACGCUUCCGGUAGGGACAGCAAUCAACUAUGUGCCGAUACCUCCACCGACAGGCGCUUCUGCCUCGCCCUUCCCUUCGAUUCUGCAAAACAUACGGCAGCAGCUCGAGUCAACACCACCACAAACGAUACAUCGCGUUGUGAUACCUUCUCUUCUCUCGCCAGCGCUAUACCCUUCCUCGUCGGCCCAUCCAACCUACAUACUUCAGUUUCUUCAUGCUCUGCGCGCGCUCCUCCGGCAAUACCAAACGCGUCUGACCGCCGUUGUCACGCUUCCACUAACCCUGUAUCCAAGAUCCUCCGGGCUGGUCCGCUGGAUGGAGAUCCUCUCAGACGGUGUACUCGAAUUGUCUCCGUUUCCAUACUCGCGCAUGCAAGCACUUGCACAAUCGGCGGGCACCACAAAGGACGAGGAACGACCGCAGGGUAUGCUUGCCGUCCACAAAUUACCCGUGUUUCACGAAAAGGGCGGCGGUGGUGGAGCAGAAGACUUGGGCGAGGAUAUGGCGUUCACAUUGAGCAGACGGAAGUUUGUGAUUGCAAAGUUCAGCCUGCCACCGAUGGAAGGCGACACUGAGGCGCAGGAGGAGGCUGUAAGGGAGGCGGCGGGUGCUAGUGCGAUGCCAAAGAAGCAGGAUCUAGAGUUCUAG
This is a messenger RNA of Alternaria arborescens, 1194 nucleotides long. RefSeq lists its product as hypothetical. NCBI's taxonomy places the organism in Eukaryota, Fungi, Ascomycota, Dothideomycetes, Pleosporales, Pleosporaceae. The record is from RefSeq and is a predicted model, not a curated record. Bases 1 to 1194 code for a protein of 397 amino acids. Gene Ontology annotation, biological process: tRNA wobble uridine modification. Gene Ontology annotation, cellular component: elongator holoenzyme complex; transcription elongation factor complex; cytoplasm. The transcript has 2 exons.